UGAUGCUGCUAACGUGCACCCAACACGUCCAAAGCAGGCCAAGAUUUCAGAGCGGCUACGGGGACCUCAGGAAUGCGGUCCUGUGGCUCGGAGACAUCACCUAUGGGACAAAACACGCAGUAGUCUCCAGAGUGGAAAGAAGCGCGAGCGCCCAGGGGCAACCGGAAGAGGGCGGUCGGGAGGGAGGGAGCGGGAGCAGCUCCGUUCUCGCGAGCUUUCCUCUUCGCUCACCUGCACGGGAGAUAUCGCCAGAAGAGCCGAGGCAAGAUGGCCGUGCCCUGGUUUUCGGUGUGAGACGGUGGCAGCAGCUGCGGUGCUAAAGGGAACAGCGGCGGCUGCGGAGACAGCGGAGGCGGGGACUGUAGUCUGGUAUCGUGGGCGCCGGAGCUCCAUCUCCUCCUGCGAGCGCGCGACUCCCGGAGCCUCGGCGGGCGCCACCUCUCCGUGCCGCGCGAGAUGCGUGUGUCGCGGGCUGGCGGGCGCUCCGGGAGUCCAUGCUGCGCCGGACGCUGCUGGCCGCCGCUCUAAUCGCUUCCCGCCGCCGCAGCGCCGGCCCCGUCGCCCGCGGCGAGCCUCCCGGGUCCCCUCCCUGCCCCCGGCGGCGUCGGCGGCGAUGACCGGGGAGAAGAUUCGCUCGCUGCGCAGGGACCACAAGCCCAGCAAAGAGGAGGGGGAUCUGCUGGAGCCCGGCGACGAGGAGGCGGCGGCGGCCCUCGGCGGCGCCUUCACCGGGGGCCGGGUCGGCGCCGGCGGCAAGGGCGGCAAAGCCUAUCGUCGUAUCUUCAGCAACCACCACCACCGGCUGCAGGUGAAGGCGGCCCCGGCCUCCUCCGGAGCCCCCGGCGCCCCGGCCCUGCCGCUGCACAACGCGGUGCCUGCCACCCCUCAGCCCCCGGUCCUUCUCGCCGGCACCAACCCUGUCGCUGUGGUCGCCGACAGAGGCAGUGGCCCCGCACACUACCCGGUGCACGAGUGCGUCUUCAAGGGAGAUGUGCGGAGACUCUCCUCCCUUAUCCGCACGCAUAACAUCGGGCAGAAAGACAAUCACGGAAACACUCCUUUACAUCUUGCUGUGAUGUUAGGAAAUAAAGAAUGUGCCCACUUACUCCUGGCUCACAAUGCUCCGGUCAAGGUGAAAAACGCUCAGGGAUGGAGUCCGCUGGCAGAAGCCAUCAGCUAUGGAGACAGACAGAUGAUUACAGCUCUUUUAAGGAAGCUUAAGCAGCAAUCCAGGGAAAGUGUUGAAGAAAAACGACCUCGAUUAUUGAAAGCCCUGAAAGAGCUAGGUGAUUUUUAUCUAGAACUUCACUGGGAUUUUCAAAGCUGGGUGCCUUUACUUUCCCGAAUUCUGCCUUCUGAUGCAUGUAAAAUAUACAAACAAGGUAUCAAUAUCAGGCUCAACACGACGCUCAUCGACUUCACCGACAUGAAGUGCCAACGCGGGGACCUGAGCUUCAUUUUCAAUGGGGACGCAGCCCCCUCGGAAUCCUUUGUAGUAUUAGACAACGAGCAGAAGGUCUAUCAGCGGAUACACCACGAGGAAUCAGAGAUGGAAACGGAAGAAGAGGUUGACAUUUUAAUGAGCAGCGAUAUUUACUCUGCAACUUUAUCAACCAAAUCAAUUUCUUUCACACGUGCCCAAACCGGAUGGCUUUUUCGGGAAGAUAAAACAGAAAGAGUAGGAAACUUUUUGGCAGACUUUUAUCUGGUGAAUGGACUUGUUUUAGAGUCAAGGAAAAGAAGAGAACAUCUCAGUGAAGAAGAUAUUCUUCGAAAUAAGGCCAUGAUGGAGAGUUUGAGCAAAGGUGGAAACAUAAUGGAACAGAAUUUUGAGCCAGUUCGUAGACAGUCCCUGACCCCUCCUCCACAGAACACCAUCACGUGGGAAGAGUACAUAUCAGCCGAGAAUGGAAAAGCUCCUCAUCUGGGUAGAGAACUGGUAUGCAAAGAGAGUAAGAAAACAUUCAAAGCCACCAUCGCCAUGAGCCAGGAAUUCCCCUUAGGAAUCGAUUCAUUGCUGAAUGUGUUGGAAGUAAUAGCUCCCUUCAAGCACUUUAACAAGCUUAGAGAAUUUGUUCAGAUGAAACUUCCUCCAGGUUUUCCUGUGAAAUUAGAUAUCCCUGUGUUUCCCACCAUCACAGCCACUGUGACUUUUCAGGAGUUUCGGUAUGAUGAGUUCGAUGGCUCCAUCUUCACCAUCCCUGAAGACUACAAGGAGGACCCAAGUCGUUUUCCUGACCUUUAGCCGAGAAGGGGGAUGGUGUCAUGGAAUCAAGAGAACGCAGAGACCCCGAAGCGAAUCCGAGCCGAAGGGACAAAUGCCGUCCGUGGAGACAGGGAACCGGGAACAGACUGGACACACCAGCGACAGGGUGAAAGAGCCAGGCCUCUAGCAGCAUUGCGUGGGUUUCCCGACGUGCCAUUUCCGCUCUUUUUAGAAUCUAAGUGUGAUAGUUGACACCUUACUGACCCCAAGACCUUCGUAUGUAAAGCAGCUAUCAGUGCUGUGAUUUGUUUUUAAAGAUUUUCACACGUUGAAAUAUAUAUGCAUAUAAAUAUAUCUGUAUCUAUAUCUACUCUAACACUCCUGGACCAUUAACGUAAAGUCAGUGUCUUAAGAGAGGUGACGCCCUUUUAAACUUGGCACCUUAUAUUCAAGGUGACAUUUAUAAAUACUCCUUUGAGCUUUGUUUUCACAAACUGUAACUAUGUAACAUUAUGUACAGCUGAGUCAUCGGGAUAUGUGUUCAGUAUAAUGAACUAGAAGGAACCAAAUGGUGGCCGCAAGGCAGUUGCAUUUCUGCAAGGUGAUGGUGGCGGAGGGCACUCACUGCAGGGAAUAAGGUACCUCCUCUAGCACCUUAGUGCGCUCAUUGUGGUGCUAUUUGUUUUUACCUGAUUCUUUCUCCAGCGGGAAGCUUGGGUACUAAUCUUCCUAUCCUGGACCCUCUAUUGCUUUCUUCCUCCUGUUCCUAGGGUGUGGCAUGCUUAGAGACUGUCCUCCUCCGAAUCUCAGCACUUUACACAGACUCCAGAUUUUUUAACUUGCUUCCUAAUAAUUAGUGCACAUGUCUGAUUGUUUUGUUUUUAAGUUGGAUGUGGAAACAUUCUUGUCAUUUUAAAGAAAAUGGCACCAAUCAUGUAUUCUGGACAACCCUGCAUAUUUCACAGGUUCAUGAUGGGGCUGUAAUUCAUCUUGCUGCGGGUGCCUUGAGCCAGCGGUGUACGUGUGUGACUGGCCCCUUGGGUGGCUUAUUAGUUUUAUUAGUAGAAAGGCCAAGAAAGUGAUGAGAUCCUUUUGUGCCACCACUGGUAAGCACCACCCCCCCAGUCACGUCAUCACCCGAGACUCGGGCCAGUGAGAGCGUUACUGUUUUCAGACACAUUUUCUCUUCUAACCGUGUAUUUGUUACAAGCUGAAGUCCAGAUGCCUAUAACAAGGUUGGUGAUUCCUAUUAGUUUUUUUUUUCCAAGACACAGGAAAUUACUGAUUUUAAUUGUUUCCAAAGUGUUAAAAUCAUGUUCACUCAUUUUUGUACUUAAAAUUUUUGAUAUUUAUUUCAAGCUGGUUUGAAGGUCCAAGAAUGAAAAACAGUUAGGGAGAAUAAUGUGUAACAGUCAUAAAGUGUUGUGUUGUGUUAAUAAGCUGAUCCAAAUGUUUUUAAAAUCUGUCCUGAUGAAUUUGUCAAGUUUGCAACUGUCACGUUUUUAGAGUGACCAGUAUUUCAAAUACUUUCUGGAAGUUUAGAGAAUUUGAAAUGAGUUUAGAGACCUUUAUUGAAGAGAUGAUUUAUUGAAGAAUCCAAAGCAUCAACCAUAAAAUUUUUAUAAUAAACACUUGUUCUCUUAUUACUAGUAUAUGUUUGCUCUACAGUCAAAUUCAUCUUAGAGGAUUCAUAAAUUUCCAGACUGCAUCCUAAUCAUUUGUAUGCUUUCCCUUCCUUCCCCAUCAGCCUUUCUCCUUCUGAUUCCCACACCCCCUCCCUGUCUCCAUAUAUCUCCCUGCUUCAAAUCCCUUUUAUUUUGUUCCUUAAAUUAUUUAUACGUUGGGUUUCUCAUAUAAGCAAAACCAGUAAUAAACAACUUUAAAACUGCAUCUUCCACACUGGUACAUACAUGGCCGAAUGGUCUUGUUUUGUGGUGCUGGGGAUUGAACCCAGAACCUUUGCACUGAGUUACACCCCCAGCCCUUCUUUUAAUUUUUGAGAUAGGGUCACAUGGAGUUGCCCAGGCUGGAUUUGGACUUGCAGUCCUCCUGCCUCAGUCUCCCAGAGUGCAGGGAUUACAGAUGUGUUACCAGCUGAGUACAUUUUACAGUGAAGAAAAAUAAUCAUAGUUAAAAAUUCAAAGACCUGAUCACUACCUUCUCUGGAUCUGCUGGAUUGUGAGGGACAAACUGAUAACCCAGAGCUGGCUUUGAGAAGCUUUCACGAGUUGGGGGCAAGUUGUAGACAAGGACUCAGACUGAACUGUCCUGCCAGUGGUUCCGAGGUUUGAGGCCAAAAGGUGGCAAGGGCCUUGGACUCCCUUGGUGGGGUUGUGGCGUAGUUUCCAAGUACAGCUUGGAAAGUGCCGGUGGCAUCAGCAUGGGGUUAUCAGUUUGCUAACCCUGAGUAUUCUGCUGGGAGUCAGUGGAGACUACUGAAGAUUUUUGCACUUGGGUUUUUUUAAAACUCACCUUUUCCUUUAAAGAAUAGUAGAAACAGUAUCCAUUCCAAAAUGUCUUUUCUCUGAUCAUACAGAACAAAUGUCAGUAUCUUUUAUGAUGGUGGAAAAAUGUUAAUGCAAAUAAACUUCACAAUAUUAGAUUUUCAAAA
This is a messenger RNA of Cavia porcellus (domestic guinea pig), 4817 nucleotides long. It is a transcript of the gene Ankrd13c, whose product is annotated as ankyrin repeat domain 13C. The transcript is spliced from 13 exons. Lineage: Eukaryota; Metazoa; Chordata; Mammalia; Rodentia; Caviidae. Gene Ontology annotation, molecular function: signaling receptor binding. Gene Ontology annotation, cellular component: cytoplasm. The coding region runs from base 614 to 2245 and encodes 543 amino acids. Gene Ontology annotation, biological process: protein retention in ER lumen. The record is from RefSeq and is a predicted model, not a curated record.